AUGGACUACUGCUCCUCUAACAUCUCUCUCUUGAUCCACUGUCCCCUUGAAAUGCUUCUCUUCUGGACUACAAGACUCACUAAAGGAGUUUUUUUUUUCUCCUCGCUCGUGCUCCGCUGGGCACACUGUCAUCCCGCAUUGGCUGAGGGGAACAAAGCAGAGCAUCAUGACCGGCCAAUCGGUGACAGGCACCGCAGAGCGGCCGAAGAGUCCUACUGGGCUUACUCAGGGACGUACGGACCAGAUACAGGGUGGGCGGCAACUUUUCCUGAGUGUCAGGAGAGAAACCAAUCGCCGAUCAAUAUAGCCGAUCAAGACACAAAGGUCUCGAUGGAAUACCAGGAACUCACGCUGGACGGGUUUGAUGCAGAGUCAUCCAACAAGACAUCAAUGAAGAAUACAGGCAAAACUGUGGCAAUCCUGUUGAAGGAUGAUUAUUUUGUGAGAGGAGCCGGGCUACCGGGCCGCUUCAAAGCCGAGAAGGUGGAGUUCCACUGGGGCCAGAACAAUGGUUCCGAUGGCUCGGAGCACAGCAUCAAUGGCAGGAGAUUCCCUGUGGAGAUGCAGAUCUUCAUGUAUAACUCAGACGACUUUGACAGUCUUAACACAGCCAUACGGGAGAGGCGAGUAAUUGCGGCCAUGGCUGUCUUCUUUCAGGUGGGGAUGAAGGACAAUCCUGCAGUAGAUCCGAUUAUUCAUGGACUAAGAGGAGUGGUUCAUCAUGAGAAAGAGACAUUUCUAGAGCCCUUCGUGAUUAGAGACUUGUUGCCGUCCUCUAUCGGGAGCUACUACCGUUACAUCGGCUCUCUGACCACACCGCCCUGCAGUAAAGUGGUGGAGUGGAUCAUCUUCAGUCGCCCCGUGUUCCUCUCCUACAAACAGCUGGAAGCGUUCUACUCCAUCUUCACCACAGAACAGCAGGAUCAUGUUAAAUCCGUGGAAUAUCUGCGUAACAACUUCCGCCCACUCCAGAGUCUGGACAACCGAGAGGUCUUCAAAUCCGCCGUCAAAGACGCUUGGCUGCCUGACUUGACUGACAGCCUGGGGAACCCAUACGGUACCGAGGCUUCCAAAGCAUGCAGCAGUGCCCCGAUCAACAUGAACGUCCAGCACAUGAACAAGACGGCGCUAGUCGUUCGAUGGUCCCGUCCGGAGAUCACCUACGAUCCACCCAUCAUCAGCUACCUCAUUUCCUACAGCUGGACCAGAAACGAUGAGUCAUACGAGGAGACGUAUGUCAAAGGGAGUGAUCAAAAACUGGAGGCCGUCAUCGCACCGGUGUCGUCGGAUGUGCUGUACCUGUUCCGCGUCCAGGCGGUGUGUUUGAAUGACAAGCGCAGUGACUUCAGCCAGAGCAUGCUCUUCAGAGCUAACACCACCAGGAUAUUUGAGGGCACAAGAAUAGUCAAAACUGGGAUGCCAACUGUGUCCCCAGCAUCCUCGGCAGACAUGGCUCCCAUCAGCUCCGGCUCCUCCACUUGGACGUCCUCCGGUCUUCCGUUCUCCUUCGUUUCAAUGGCAACCGGGAUUGGCCCCUCUUCCAGCGGCAGCCAAGCGACAGUGGCGUCCGUGGUGACCAGCACCCUCCUGGCGGGGUUGGGUUUCAGUGGUGGGGUCAUCUCCUCCUUCCCCAGCUCCGUCUGGCCCACCAGGCCUCCGCCCUCCACCCGCCAGGCCCCAGCCAAACCUAUGGUGACCACCACAGAACCAACCUCCUCACCGGCCUCUGACGCAGACACUACCGCAGCCGCAGAGAACGACGGAUCUGAUGACAGAGGAGAUAAGGGAGGGAAGGGUGAGGAUGAAGAAGGAGAAAAGAACGGAGAAGAGGAAGAGGAUGAUGAUAAAGGUGCCGAGAGUAAAGACGGCAGCAUUCCAGACGAUGUUGAAAAGCAGACGAAUGGCUCCUCGACAAAAGAUCCACCUACAGCAGUGCCGGAUUCGACAGCGAAAGAGAAAGGAGGACACAGGAGGGCAGAAAACACCUCAGCGCCAUCUAGUGUCCCGGAGGAUCAUGUGGAGAAAAAGACACACACAGUAAGGGAAGAGGAAGAGGAGACACAGGUGCUGGCGACCAGAGAUCCAGUGGAUGAUGAUAAUGUGACGGCAGUAAUAGAGACCCCAGACAGCACGGCUCACACCAGCAAACCCAGCAGAGGAGACCACAAACACAUGCCUCCUUUCUCUAUACUGACAGAGCGUACCGUAGUCUCCAGCAUGCACCCUGUGCCUGCUUCAGCCCGGAUGGAGUGGAUUAUUCCUCUGGUGGUGGUGUCGGUGCUCACCUUCCUCUGCCUCAUUCUGCUGCUGGCCGUCCUCGUUUACUGGAGCAGCAAGCUUAUGUCAGACUCUUUUGAAAUCAAAUGUGUGUUGAGUUUCCCAUGCACUUCUAUUUGGAUGAACAGCUUAUGUUCUCUGCUGUGCAUCAAGUACAGGAGGUGUUUCCAAACGGCUCAUUUCUACGUCGAGGACAGUAAUUCGCCCAGAGUCGUGCCCAAUGAGAGCAUCCCGGUCAUCCCCAUCCUAGAUGAUAUGGAGGCCAUCCCUGUUAAACUGUUCAUCAAGCAUGUAUCAGAACUCUACUCCAACAACCAACACGGCUUCUCAGAAGAGUUUGAGGUAAGAUCUUCACACACACACUUCACAGACGUAUCCGUCUCUAUAAUUCUUCCCUCUCAGCAAACUCCCUCAGACUUUUGUAAACACAGGUCCCGUCUCAAUGACAAUAACAAGCACAAAAACAGAUACAUCAACAUCAUAGCCUAUGACCACAGUCGAGUGAAGCUCAGGCCUCUGGCAGGAAAAGACUCUAAACACAGUGACUACAUCAAUGCCAACUAUGUGGAUGGCUACAAUAAACCCAAGGCCUACAUUGCAGCUCAGGGUCCCCUCAAGUCCACAUUCGAGGACUUCUGGCGGAUGGUGUGGGAACAAAACACCUGCAUUAUAGUCAUGAUCACUAACCUGGUGGAGAAAGGCAGAAGAAAAUGCGACCAGUACUGGCCGACAGAGAACAGUGAGGAUUACGGUAAUAUUGUGGUGACUCUGAAGAGAACCAAAGUAAUGGCGUGCUACACACUCCGCAUCUUCACUAUCAGAAACACCAAAGUAAGGAAGGGUCAGAAGGGUAACACUAAGGGCCGUCAGAGUGAAAGAACAGUUCUGCAGUAUCACUACACUCAGUGGCCGGAUAUGGGCGUCCCUGAAUACACGUUACCUGUGCUCACCUUCGUCAGGAAGUCCUCUGCCGCACAGACUCCAGAGAUGGGCCCCAUGCUUGUACACUGCAGUGCUGGCGUGGGCAGGACAGGAACUUACAUUGUGAUUGACAGCAUGCUGCAGCAGCUGAAGGAUAAAGGCUCAGUCAAUGUGCUGGGUUUCCUCAAACAUAUACGAACUCAGAGAAACUACCUGGUCCAAACGGAAGAGCAGUAUAUCUUCAUCCACGAUGCCUUGAUGGAAGCCAUUCUUGGGAAGGAAACAGAGGUGCCCUCCAGUCAGCUGCACAGUUACGUCAACAACAUCCUGACGCCGGGCCCAGGGGGCAAAACACGACUGGAAAAGCAGUUCAAGUUGGUGACUCAGUGCAAUGCACGAUUUGUGGAGUGCUUCAGUGCUCAGAAAGAAUGCAACAAGGAGAAGAACCGCAACUCUUCUGUUGUCCCAUCGGAAAGAGCACGUGUUGGUCUCGCACCAUUGCCUGGGAUGAAAGGCACUGAUUACAUCAAUGCAUCUUAUAUAAUGGGCUACUACCGGAGCAAUGAGUUCAUCAUUACCCAGCAUCCCUUGCCUCACACCACUAAAGAUUUCUGGAGGAUGAUCUGGGACCAUAACGCUCAAAUCAUCGUCAUGUUACCAGACAACCAGAGCCUGGCGGAGGAUGAGUUUGUGUAUUGGCCGAGUCGAGAGGAAGCCAUGAACUGUGAGGCAUUUACAGUCACCCUUAUCAGUAAAGACAGACUCUGCCUCUCCAAUGAGGAGCAAAUCAUCAUACAUGACUUCAUCCUGGAGGCCACACAGGAUGAUUAUGUUUUAGAAGUUCGUCAUUUUCAAUGCCCAAAAUGGCCAAACCCUGAUGCUCCCAUUAGCAGCACCUUUGAGCUCAUCAAUGUCAUUAAAGAAGAGGCCAUGACCAGAGAUGGACCCACUAUAGUGCAUGAUGAGUUUGGUGCAGUGUCUGCUGGGAUGUUAUGUGCUCUCACCACACUGUCACAGCAGCUGGAGAGUGAAGGAGCUGUGGGGGUCUACCAAGUGGCCAAGAUGAUCAACCUCAUGAGACCAGGCGUCUUUACCGACAUUGAACAGUACCAGUACCUUUACAAAGCUAUGCUCAGCCUGAUAAGCACUAAAGAGAACGGAUCCAGCCCCAUGUUCCUGGACAGAAACGGCAGCGUGGCCAUGUCUGAUGAAUCGGACCUGGCUGAAAGCAUGGAGUCCCUCGUCUAAAGCCCACGAACAGGCACGAAGAGGCACUUAAUCUAACUUUGUAAAACUUCAAGGACUAAGGCAGACUUUUUCUGAGGCCUUUUUUGCCAGAACUCUUGGUUAAAAGAAUAACCUGAUUACUUUUUUACACUGAUAAAAAGUUUUUGAUAUUUAUUUUUUCGCCAUUUUAUGUCUUAAUGUUAUCCUACUGAACAUUUGCACCGACGUUUUUGAGUUCACGACAAACAAAACCAGUUCUGUCUAGUUUGCACUAUGAAAAUAUCAGUGUUACUGCCUACUCCACCAUCUAGACCACAGUCAGUCUCUCUCACUCACUUGAAUUCUCACUGUCAAGCCCUUAUUUUGACAUUCCAUAAUAAAGCUGCUCUCCGAAGCUUUAGAGAUAUCCGCCACAAACGAAAAACGGUUUCCCACGCACACCUCAGAUGCUGGAAAAAGAGAUUAUUCCCAUGUCCAACUUGCGAAGACCCACCACAAAACGUCAGAUUCACCGAUGAAAGACCAUAUGAACAAUAUGGAGUAUGUUAGUUUUGAUUUUUGUUCGCUUUUGAUCAUUUCGCGCACCCCAAAUAGUAUAUUUACUCAUUAUGCUUCUAGUUAAACCCAUAUUUACUUUCAAAAGGUGGUAUUAAAACAGCUACUGUGAACUUUUGUAUGAUUCAUAUUCUGCUUUUAAUAUAUAUGAAUAUAUCGUAUAUCAUGAUAACUUGUGCUUUUGUCAGUGUUAACUGUCUCUUCGAGCAGCCGUCACAGUCUCUGCUUUCGGUUGAAGGAUCCGCAGAGCCCGUGACUUCUCUAGCACCCCCUGCUGGUUUGAUUUCUCCAUUGCUUUAUGCUGCAAGCUGCUACUUUUUUCACUUGAGUGCAACUGAACGUGUAAUGACAUCAUGCGACUCAUAAUGUAGGAGUUAAUUCUGUUAUUUGCCCACUUCAUUUUGUAAUUCUAUACUGCUCUAUUUCGUCCUGGGUUUUUUUAAUAGUUCACUGACAUAAGCCGUCCCAUAACUUUGAGAAUAAUGUAUACAAGUCUCUCGAUGCCUUCUGUACAGUCUCAUUUCACCUCGGCAAGUGUGUGUAUGUGUGUGAUAUAGGUGUGUGUUGUGUUUGGUAUUGACUGGUUUUACUAGAAACUUGUAGACUCAGUCCAAGCAUUUCUUCACUAAACUGACCUCUUUUAAUGUCUCUCAUUUCUUGUGAUUCUCAGACACUGCUAGGGAAAAAUAGUUACUGUAAUUUCAUAAACGGUUGUCUCAUGCCAUACAGCACAAAGGCCUUGCUAACAAAACAUUAGAAUCAGUCUUAUCGCUUCAAAAACUGGGGACCCGUGAUUCAUAAAUUUUUACCAAAGACUACAACUGUCGUUCACGUCAGUCAUGAAACGUGAGAACAUUUUUAUUUUUACUAUUUGGUAAAGCAGUUUUAAGAAGAAUGUUUUUGGUAGUGACUGGAAAAACAAUGUUGAAAAUGUCAAUGUUUUUGUUU
Sinocyclocheilus anshuiensis is the source of this 5928-nucleotide messenger RNA. Its product is annotated as receptor-type tyrosine-protein phosphatase gamma-like. The transcript is spliced from 32 exons. Gene Ontology annotation, biological process: protein dephosphorylation. Lineage: Eukaryota; Metazoa; Chordata; Actinopteri; Cypriniformes; Cyprinidae. Gene Ontology annotation, molecular function: protein tyrosine phosphatase activity; protein binding. The coding region runs from base 1 to 4446 and encodes 1481 amino acids. The record is from RefSeq and is a predicted model, not a curated record.